ACGUACGAACAUAUCCUUAGUGCAUAUUCCCGAAAAGACGACUCCAGUAAAAUAUGGAUGUUACAGAAAAGAAUGGAUGCAGAGGGGCUACAGCCUACUAGAUCAUUUUACCAAAAAGCUUUAAAGUUUGCAGGAAGAACAGGCAACGUAUCGCUUCAAGCCAGAAUUCUCCAUAUGAUGGGAAUAUACGGAUAUACCAUAACAAACCGUACAUAUUACUAUCUUAUAUUGGGGGCUUGUCGGAACUGGGAGCUUGAACGAGCGUUAGAUCUAUUGGUAGAGAUGGAUAAAAAGCAAAUCAGACCAAAUUUGGAUAGCUACUUAGAGAUCAUUGAUCUAGCAAUUAAAUUCAGGCAAGCAUCAGUAGCAUUUGAACUAUUACAAAAGGUGGAAAAAUUGGAGUCGUUUAAAGGCCCUCACCAAGAUACAUAUUUAAAAGUACUCAAUUGUGCUGCAGUGGAAGGGCAUUACAAUAUAGCAAAAACAAUUUGGGAAGAAGCGGUAAAGCGAUACAAUUUGAAAGCAGAUGAAGGAACAUGUCUUUACAUAAUGAACCUGGCAGGUCAGAAUAAUGAUCCAUAUUUGACAAAUGAUGUCCUACGUAAUAUAUCCGAUCAGGGCCAUCGAUUUCGCGAAUGUCAUUUUAUACCAUUAAUAGAAGCGUAUGCAUCAACAAAAGACAUUUCGGGUAUUUCAACAAUAUUCAAAUCGAUGAGAGGUGUUGGCGUAAUACCCAAUAAGUCUAUGGCGACGAUGCUUAUUCGCAAAUUUGGUAGAGACAGAACUGCUGCUCGAAAAGCGAGAAACAAUCUAAUGAAAGCAGCGAAGCGAAGCGAAUAUAUCGAUGUAGUUGUCUUUAAUUUUGUUAUACAUGCUCUUGCAUACUUUGCUGCGAAUGAGGAAGCUAUUUCAAUGUAUAACCGCAGGGAAGAAUAUGGUGUGACGCAGAAUUCAGAAACUGUAGAUGCUGUGUUGGAUGCUUGUAUUCAUUCACAUGAUGCCGAAUUAGGUGAAACCAUUUACCAACGGGCGUUAUCUGAAGGGAUAAAGCCUUCAUCUACAACUUUGAGUAAAAUGGUGGCAUUGAUGACUAUACUAGAUAAAUAUGAAGAAGCUUUCAAAUAUCUGGAACUUAUGAAGAGUCAAAAUAUGAUACCCUUGCGCGGAUGUUACUAUACGCUUAUCAAACGAUUAUCCUAUAAUAAUGAUGAACGAGCCCACACAGUAGUGGAUGACAUGCGGGCAUGUGGCUAUGAA
Mycotypha africana is the source of this 1257-nucleotide messenger RNA. RefSeq lists its product as uncharacterized. Gene Ontology annotation, molecular function: protein binding. NCBI's taxonomy places the organism in Eukaryota, Fungi, Mucoromycota, Mucoromycetes, Mucorales, Mycotyphaceae. The transcript has 3 exons. The record is from RefSeq and is a predicted model, not a curated record. The annotation marks the transcript as partial.